AUGGAGCAACUGAACUCAGAGGAGUUCCAUUCACUCCUGGAUGCGACAAUGACCAAAUCGGUCACCCAAGCCAUCUACACGCCGAUGGGGGCAAUGUCAGAUAACCUGACCCAAUCCAUCAGCAACGCCAUCUUGGCAUCUAGACACAACCCUAGUGGCCUCCAUCCCAAAGCCCAAGAUAACAAGCCUGUAUGCCACAGCGGCCGCAAGGCUACAGUAAAGACCCACCUUGUGGGCAAUCAAACCUCCAAAACGAGUAUGACGGACAGGUUGCGCCCUGUCACUAGUGAGGAAGUGGGGCCCCCACGUAAAGGAGCCAUCCGCCGGGCAAAAACGGUGAGGGCAUGGAAAUGGGCAAAAGCCCUAACAGAUGUAUCUGACUCUGAUUCGGACCCUGAGGAGGUAUUGAGCAAGUCCGAAGAAAUCGUCUCUAUUGACUCGGAGAACUCUUCUCCGGAUCGCAGCCUGGCAGUAAAACCAGCCAACACUG
Messenger RNA from Pelobates cultripes (western spadefoot toad), 490 nucleotides. Lineage: Eukaryota; Metazoa; Chordata; Amphibia; Anura; Pelobatidae. The record is from the annotation of a GenBank genome assembly.